Messenger RNA from Crotalus tigris (Tiger rattlesnake), 4198 nucleotides. It is a transcript of the gene LRP3, whose product is annotated as LDL receptor related protein 3. The record is from RefSeq and is a predicted model, not a curated record. Gene Ontology annotation, cellular component: plasma membrane. Lineage: Eukaryota; Metazoa; Chordata; Lepidosauria; Squamata; Viperidae. The transcript has 7 exons. Gene Ontology annotation, molecular function: protein binding. Bases 479 to 2965 code for a protein of 828 amino acids.
CCAGUAACCCCGGAGGAAGCGGGAGAAACUCGGUGCAUGCUCAGAGACACGCGUGUCCUUCAAGGAAGCCUCCUCCGGGCCACGCACGCACGCCUGCCUUUCUGUGGCAACGCUGCGCUUCUUGCAACAGUUGCCGGGCGAGCCAGCAUCCUCCCGCGCCCCGGGGUGCGCGGAGACGCGGCGGCUGGGCUGGGGAAGCGCGGGGCGGAGCCGGCAAGCAGGAGGAGGAGGAGGAGGAGGAAGCGGCCCGGCGGGCGAUUGCCUGCUGUCGACCUGCCCCUCCGAGCCGUCGCGUCACGCGGGGCUGGGUCUCGGAGCGCGGCGGCGGCGGCGGCCUCCCAGCUCAGCCGUGGCCAGCAAGCGAGGCGGGGGCCAUGGAGCCCGGGCGGGAUGCUCCUCGCCUGCCCGCGCCGCUGUGAUCCUCGCCCGCCCCCGCCGCAGCCCGGCGGCCGAGGCGCAGCGCGGAGAGCGGCCCGCCAUGGACGCGGCGUCUGCAGAGCCGCGGCCCCCGGGCGCGCUGGGACCGCUGGCGGCGCUCUGCUUGGUGAAUCUCUUCCUGACUGGGAAAAUUGAGACUGCGGUCCCUUCCUUAGCCGCUUGUAGUGGAAAACCAGAGCAGCAUACAGAACGGCGAGGGGUCCUCUAUAGCCCUUCCUGGCCACUCAACUAUCUUCCAGCUAUGAACUGCAGCUGGUACAUCCAAGGAGACCGUGGCGAUGUCAUAACUAUUAGUUUUAAGAACUUUGAUGUGGAGGACUCUCCCAAAUGUUCCAUAGACUGGUUGAUGAUGGGUCCUUCUUCCAAAGGGGAGGAAUACAAAGUCUGUGGAUCUUUUAUCCCUCCUUCGUUCAUCUCUGCCAGGGACCACAUCUGGAUCUUUUUCCACUCAGAUCCAUCAAGUUCAGGGCAGUCUCAGGGAUUCCGCCUUUCUUACAUUCGAGGAAGGAUUGGCCAAGCCAGCUGCCAGUCGGAUGAAUUCCACUGUUUCAAUGGCAAAUGCAUCCCCACCACUUGGAAAUGCAAUUCCAUGGACGAAUGUGGCGAUAAUUCUGACGAGAAAAACUGCAGCCUCCCCCCAUCGGAGCCCCAGUCCAACAUCUGCCCUUCGGGGACGUUCCAGUGCAACUUCGCCCAUUCCACCAAGUGCUUGCUGAACGAGCUGAAAUGCAACACCGUGAAGGACUGCAUUGAUGGCUCCGACGAAGAGAAUUGUCCCAAUCUGUCCUGCGGCAAUAAGCUGAGCAAUUUCUACGGGUCGUUUGCGUCGCCAGAUUUGUUCCGCCUGGACCGGAGUCGGGCCGAUCUCUGUUGCACGUGGCAGGUGGACACCCAAGAUAACCGCCACGUCCUUCUGCAGCUCAGCUUGCAGCUGGGCUACAAAGAUUACGUGAAGGUGUACGAUGGCUUAGAGGAGAAAGCGGACAGGCUGAUAGAGAAGCUCUCAUAUCGGAAUAACAAGCACUCGGUCAGCCUAGAGUCCUCCAAGGGGCAGAUGACCAUCUUGUACUACGCCUGGUCGAAAAGCACCGGCCACGGGUUCAACGCAACGUACCAGGUCAAAGGGUAUUGCCUUCCAUGGGAGCACCCGUGCGGGGACGAUGAGGAGUGUUACUCUGAUAAGCAGCACUGCGACGGGUGGUGGCAUUGCGCCAACGGCAAGGACGAGGAGAAUUGUCCAGCUUGUCAGAAGAACGAGUACCCCUGCGAGGGGAACAGCGGCUUGUGCUACUCCUUGCUCGACCGGUGCAACAACCAGAAGAACUGCCCCAACGGGUCGGAUGAGAAGAACUGUUUUGUCUGCCAGCCGGGGAACUUCCACUGCGGCACCAACCUCUGCAUUUUUGAGACCUGGCGUUGUGACGGGCAGGAGGAUUGCCAGGAUGGCAGCGAUGAGCACAACUGCUUGGUGAUCGUGCCCCGGAAGGUCAUCACGGCUGCGCUGAUCGGGAGCCUGGUCUGUGGGCUGUUGUUGGUGAUCGCCUUGGGUUGCGCCUUCAAGCUCUACUCACUGAGGAGCAGAGAAUACCGGGCCUUCGAAACCCAGAUGACUCGCCUGGAGGCAGAGUUUGUAAGGCGUGAAGCUCCUCCUUCUUAUGGACAACUGAUUGCACAAGGCCUCAUUCCCCCAGUGGAAGACUUCCCCGUUUAUAAUGCAUCACAGGCUUCCAUGCUGCAGAACAUCCGAACGGCCAUGAGGCGGCAAAUGAGGCGCCAUUCCUCAAGGCGCAGCUCUUCUCGCCAGCGUUUGGGCAGACUCUGGAACAGAUUCUUUCACAGGCCGCGAGCGAGAGGAGGCCAGGUUCCGCUUUUGAAUCCUGCCCGUACCUCCCAGACGGUCCUGGGGGACGGGAUCCUCAACUGUACAGACGGAAUGCCUGCCGAGAGUCUCCCCGCUACUCCUGAAAACGCUUGUGGCCCACCUGGAGGGGUGUCCGAACCCGGGAACAGCCCCUUGGCCUUGGAGGCAGAAGCAGCAGAAGGCCCGUCCGCUGGGGAGAGUGUGCCAAGCCCUUUCCCAGCUGCUCUGCCGGACGCUGAGAGCGAGCACAGCUGCAAGGCCGAAGAAGCCCCCGAGGGCAGACUCGCACAAGCCGGCAAGGCAGAUUCAGGAAGAACUUUUAGGGACCCCUUGCUGGAAAGAGUGACAGAAAUUCAUCAACGGGGCAGGCUGGCAUGUGGCAGGACAGCUGGAGAGGGUAGACCAUCUCAGCGGGAUCAGCCGCUGAGGGAAGAGCCGCAUCACCCAAUGCCCUUAAAAAACUGGGAGUCUGGGUACCCUGAAGGCCACGGAGCCGUCCCUUUUUGGGAGGAACGCCAGCCCAGUGGUGACCCGCACUCGUGUCACGAAGAACCUUUCGGCAUUCACCUGACUUGUUGCCAUUCCAUGCAAGUGCCAAUAGCCCCCUCCCCUCUCCCUGCCCCUGAAGUCAGUCCCAGUGAUGACGAGUCUUUGCUGGUGUGCUAAAGGGUCAUGUUGACACGCAGAAGCCCACCAUAAUCUUGUGUGCACCAUGACCAGACAAAUAGCGCAGGUCCCAUAACCCACAUCCUAACUGCAGUGACACCAUGGUGCACGUCACCUCGCUAGCUCCACCAUGCGCGUGCCGCGGGAGGAUACCCCACCCCACCUACACCUCCCCCUCUCCUUUGUCUCUUUCUUUACAGCAUGUCUAUCUUAGCGAAGAAUAGCUUACAGACAGCUAGGGAGAAAGAGUGUUCAUAGUCUCUCUCUCUCUCUCUCUCUCUCUCUUCUCCUCGUUCAGUUCCAUGAUGCUCUGAGGAUAGAUACAACGGUUAUCUGCCUCUAAAAAAUAAGGAGGAUGACAAGAGGUAGGCUAGAUCUGUUACCAAAGCAACGAGAGAAGAAACAUGGCUUGAGUCCAAAGCAAGCAGGAAGUAUGCAGAACCGUUUCAGACACUUUCCUAAUUCUCCUGGGUAUAAGAAGGGGGCAGGGAAGGUCCAGCAGAAUCAGACUUGCAAAGUUCCGUUACUAUAGCCAGUCUCAAUAAAAAAAUAGUUUUAGCGUUCCCAUGGAGUUGACUCCUUCUCUGGACUACCGGAUGGGUUUGACGCUGCCUGGGUGGCUUCAUGUGAUGUGCAAAAAGCUAUUCAGACCAUUGCUUGGGUUUCGAUGGAGUACUAUGGGUGAAUCAGUUGUGAUUUAUUCAAUAGGCCAUGCUUAAGCCAUGGCUGAAGGUCAGCUUUUCAGUAUUAAGAGCUGGAAGCUUGACAACCCCAGCCUUGCCCCUCUUGGAUCAUUUGACUGCGUAUUUGUGGCUAAUGAGUGGGAUAUGCACAAAGUUUACUGAGGUUGCCCUUUUGCCCCUUGGUUGCUUUGAAUGCAAGGCUGGAUAUGAUACCCUCGAAUAAGUAAGCAUAUCCAUAAGUAAAGAGAAGCCACACAUGGCCCACGUUGACGUGUUUCUUGCUUCCAAGAAAAAGGUCACUCAAGUCUCUCUUUUUUCUAGAUCAUCAGAACUUGAACAGUGUCUUGCUGGAUUGGACCCCUGGUCCAUCUAGUUCAACAGUCUGUUGUCACAUUGACCAGCCAAUUGCCCAGGAAAGUCCACUAAUCUCCUAGCACAGUGAUGGCGAACCUUUUAGAGACCGAGUGCCCAAACUGCAAACUAAAACCCACUUAUUUAUCGCAAAGUGCCAGGGCUGCAUCAGCAGUGUGGUGCCCUCAGGGGCGUGGCC